UUAGUUGGCUGCACAGCACUAUCAUACCGCACGUGUUCCCUUUUUGUUUAUGCGCGAUUUUAUAUUUUAAAAUGCAGUAAUGUUUGUCAACGAAGUGAACGAUGUGAAAAUCUACAACCUGAGCGCCGGCAAAUCGGUGCCAGAUUGGCUCACCGAUCGCCGCAAGCGCUCACAGCUGAUGAAGAAGGUUGACUCGAGGCGGCAGAUUGAGCUAAUCCAAGACUUUGAUAUGCCCGGCGUCUGCACAAGCAUACGCAUGAGCCCCGAUCAACAGUUCAUACUGGCGACGGGCACAUAUAAGCCACGUGUCAAAUGCUUUGAAGUUAGCAAUUUGUCUAUUAAAUUCGAGCGCUGCUUCGACUCGGAGGUGACGACGUUCGAGGUCAUCAGCGAUGACUACAGCAAGCUGGUGUUUCUGCAAUGCGAUCGCUAUGUAGAAAUCCACGCGGCACACGGACGCCACUACAGACUGCGCAUACCGCGCUUUGGGCGUGAUAUGAAGUACCAUAAACCCAGCUGCGAUAUGUUCAUUGUGGGCGUGGGUCGGGACAUAUAUCGUCUUAAUCUGGAGCGUGGCCAGUUCCUGCAACCGUAUGAAUCGGAUGCCAGCUGUCUUAAUGCUUGCGAAGUAAACCCCGAGCAUCAUCUUCUGACUGUGGGCAGCAAAGAGGGAACCGUCGAGGCGUGGGAUCCGCGCACCAAACAGCGUUGCGCCACUUUGGAUGUGGCCAUGAAACUGCCGGGCGUUAAAGUGUUUCCCUCGGUCACAGCGCUCAAAUUUCGCAAUGGAUUGCAAAUGGGCGUGGGCACGGCUUCGGGACAUGUGCUGCUGUAUGAUAUACGCUCGCGCCAGCCACUACUAAUCAAGGAUCAUCUCAAUAAGGUGCCCAUUAAACGGCUGGCAUUUAAUCCCUCACAGAAUGCCGUCUAUAGUUUAGAUGAAGCGACUCUGAAGCUGUGGGAUGAGCAGACCGGCAAACAGAUUGCCUAUGUGGAGUCCACAUCAUCAUUCAAUGACUUUUGCACCAUUCCCGACACGGGCAUGUUCUUCUUGGCACAGGAAGAUGUCAAAAUGAUGACAUACUAUGUGCCUGCUAUGGGUCCAGCGCCGCGUUGGUGCAGUUUCUUGGACAAUCUAACUGAGGAGAUUGAAUCGGAGGUGGUGGAGAAUGUCUACGACGAUUAUCAGUUCGUAACACAAAAGGAACUGGAAGAACUGGGCUUAGAGCAUCUCAUAGGCAGCAAUCUGCUCAAAGGUUAUAUGCAUGGUUACUUUAUGGACGUGCGCUUGUAUAACAAAGCCAAGGCUGUUGUUGAGCCAUUUGCCUUCGACCGCUUCCGCAAGGAGAAAGUGCGACAGGAGAUCGAGAGUGAGCGCAAGUCGCGUCUGCAAAUUGAGUCCAAGCUGCCCAAGGUUAACAAGGAGCUGGCGCUUAAGAUUAUGGACGAGCAGGCGAAUCCCUCGAACAGCGCCAAGCAACGCAAUAUGCCCAGCUUGUUGCAGGACUCGCGUUUCAAGGCCAUGUUCGAAAACACCGACUUUGCGAUUAACAAGGAGGCCAAGGAAUAUCGACUGCUCGCGCCAGUGCUCAAUCGCCUGGACAAAUCGAAGGCGAAGGCGAUCAAGCAGCGUAUUGAAGUGGCGCCCGUUGCCGAGUUGCACGCGGAGGAAGCACAACCCCGAGAGGAUAGUGACAAUGAUGAGGAUCUGUUUGGUUUCGAGAAGAGCGAUGGGGACAACGAGGAGAGCAGCGGUGAUGACGCCUCUUCGGACGAUGAGGAUAGGCGCGAGUAUGUCAAGGAAAUGAAGCAGGCAUACAAGCAGGUCAAGCGACAGCGCGAAGAAGAGGAGGAAGCAGAGCAGGAGGACGAUGAAGAGGCUGAUGGUCCAGAUGAUUAUGCAGCGCCAAUAGCGAACGGAAAUGGAAAUAUUAAAGAUCCAGCACCCAAGAAGAGCGCAAACUUCAAAUUAACGCCUUUGGACUCAGAUCGGGGCAACAGCGUGGCAGAGCAGCGCAUCAAACAGGCCAGCCUGCAGGAUCGCGUUCGCGUCAUGUCCAGCCUGGAGGGCAAUGUAACGAAUGUGGGACGUUCCCUGGGCAAUCGUCAGAUGACCUUCGAGGUGAACAAAGAAAAGAAGGCCCAAUACAUGGCCAAAAAACGUGAGGCGGAGCUGAAAAAGCAUCGAGACGAACGCCGAGGCAUUGUGAGAAACAUCAAAUCCCUAAGAUUGAAGAGGGUUAACUUUAAGUAGAAACAUGUACAUAAUGGUUUAAUUUAUGUAAA
Molecule: messenger RNA, 2286 nt
Organism: Drosophila navojoa
Lineage: Eukaryota; Metazoa; Arthropoda; Insecta; Diptera; Drosophilidae
Gene: l(2)34Fd
Product: nucleolar protein 10 lethal (2) 34Fd
Biological process (GO): maturation of SSU-rRNA from tricistronic rRNA transcript (SSU-rRNA, 5.8S rRNA, LSU-rRNA)
Cellular component (GO): nucleus; small-subunit processome; nucleolus
Molecular function (GO): protein binding
Source: RefSeq, a predicted model, not a curated record